Messenger RNA from Pisolithus orientalis, 1693 nucleotides. RefSeq lists its product as uncharacterized. The transcript is spliced from 2 exons. Gene Ontology annotation, molecular function: RNA polymerase II cis-regulatory region sequence-specific DNA binding; protein dimerization activity; DNA-binding transcription factor activity, RNA polymerase II-specific. Lineage: Eukaryota; Fungi; Basidiomycota; Agaricomycetes; Boletales; Pisolithaceae. Gene Ontology annotation, biological process: regulation of transcription by RNA polymerase II. The record is from RefSeq and is a predicted model, not a curated record. Bases 327 to 1481 code for a protein of 384 amino acids.
UCUCCGGUAGCGCCGCUUGGGACGGGCGAACAAAGUUCCUACACCCACGGAAAUGCAGCUGCCAGCAGAAUGGAAAUUGCCCGACGGUCGGAGUUUUUGCAUGUCAAAGCCCCAGAGUCGCCAGGAUGACAGGCUAAAAACUUGACACCCGACACUGCUCUACCCCACACGCCCGACAGUACAUAUAUACAACGACACAUCUCUCCUGGAAGAAAACCAGACGAUUGCGCUGUCCUUCCCCAAGUCAGGCAUGCAGUGAGCUCGCGCUUGGUCAGCCCAGCAGUCUGAAUUGGUUCGGCUCACACAACCAAAACAGGCAGCCACGCAUGGAGAGGCACAGCCACCUUAUGCCCUCGGCGGCCCUAUCGCAGGCUCAGCCUCAUCUGGGAUAUCCCUUGGUCGACGAGCUGUCCUUGGUCACCAUAGUACAACCACAGCAGAAAUUGCAACAGCAACAACAAGGGGGCGACCUGUCGCCCUCGACGGUAGAAGGUGUCAUGUCUCUGCUAACACCAUCUGAAGCGCAUGCCUUCCAAUCCUUUCUAACGUCGCUUGACGCCGCUGAGUAUGCCGCCGACUGGAACAUGCAACUCGACCUGCCGUACGAACACACGCCGUCUGUGCAGGGCAGGGAUGCAUUGACAAGGGCAACCAGAGAUCUCAUGUCUCUAGACGCAGGCAAACUUAGGCAUCCCUUGAAGUCAUCUCCGGGUGGCAGCUCGGCUACCUCCGUUCACCGGCACCCCCAGCCACAGAAUUCUGUCUCGCUCCUGUUGGCUCGUGCACAUCGUUCGUCCGAUAGCAGGGUUCAUGCAAACGAUGAACUCGUCCCAUCCUCGUCCUCACGGUCGUACACAUCUUCUCCGGGACCGGCCGUGCGGUCAUCGCCUCCUGCAUGCGAAUCACCUGGCGGUUCCAACGGAUCUGUAAAGAGGUCUCCGCCCCUUGAUGCGACCUCGAGCACUAAGCGCCAUCGCUUGUCCAACGGUUCGCUAGGCGAAGAAAAACUAGCGCAGAACAAUAGAACAGCCCUCCUUUCCCCUUCUCAAAAGAAAGCCAACCACAUUCAAUCGGAGCAAAAACGGAGGGCGAAUAUACGUAGGGGCUAUGACGCCCUCUGCGAGAUCGUGCCCGCGCUUCGGGAAGCGUGUCGGGCAGAAGAAGAACGUGUCAUGGCACACGGAAAGAGUAGAGGUCGGCGUCGAAACAAGAGCACGGAGGAUGGUGAAAGGAUUGAUGGCAGGGCAGGCCCGAAGAGUGAGAACGUUGUCUUGUCAAAGACUAUUGACUAUGUCCACGAAUUGCUAUCCGAGAAAGAGAGCCUGCUGCAACGUCUGCAUGUCGCUCGGAGCGUCCUGCCUCCUAACCAUCCUUUGCUACAACGUCAUCCUGACGCUCCUCCGCCUCUAUGGGAGAGAAGAUGGACCGGUGGGCAAUCCAAUGAGGGGGAGGAUGAUGAUGAUGACGAGGACGAGGAUUAGGCUGUGCAGCUCGAGUCAGUCGAGCGAGCUUAUCCAUAUCCCUGCGUAGGUAUCUAAAGGAAGAGCAUCCUUUUCUCAGAUAUGCUACUGUGUGGCGAUAGCUGAGCAUUGGCCAUCCUUGCCGGCUGACGAUGUCAUAGUUGGGCUUCCAUUAUAUCUCACUUAAAGCUAGUUAAAUGUAUUGUAUGGGCACGAGGCGUUGUGUAAUUGGG